AUGCUUGUCCUAAAAGAUAGAUGUGAGCGUGGCAACGGCGAUGACAGAGAAAGAUACCGUCGGGCCAAAUCCAUCUACAAAAAAAGUAUUGAGCAAGCUAGAAAGUUGGCAACAGCAACUAAAAUUGAGAGUGCACCAAAUCGCUGCAAGGCUGCAUGGGAUGUGAUAAACUCACAUAGAUCAAUGCCGAGGAGACAACUUGACUUUGCAAGUCCUGACUCUUUCAACAGUUUCUUUAUAGAGUCAGUGAGUGCAUUGCCUGUUGUCCCUGAGGAUCCAGUUGAGCUUUUGGCUGCACAAUUACCACCCACGCACGCUCGUCUUUCUGUCUUCUGUCCAGUCACUCCAAUGGCCCUUAGGAGGAUAAUCCGGACUUUUAAACCAUCCAGGAGUCCUGAUAUCUUCGGCAUGUCUGUUUAUAUGCUUCGGGAGGUGAUUGAUUCUAUUUCAGAUCCCCUGGCAGCAGCUGUCAAUGACUGCCUGACAACUGGUGUUUUUCCAGAUUUCCUGAAGACCUCAGAAACCGUUUCUGUCUACAAGAAGGGGGACCACCAGAGCCUUAACAACUUCAGGCCAAUUUCAGUGACUCCAGUGUUUGGAAAGGUGGUUGAAGCAGUCAUCAAGCCCCAGCUUGAGAACUUCUUUGAAAGACAAAACCUUCUUUCAAGUAUGCAGUUCGGUUUUUGA
Nilaparvata lugens (brown planthopper) is the source of this 687-nucleotide messenger RNA. RefSeq lists its product as uncharacterized. The transcript has a single exon. Lineage: Eukaryota; Metazoa; Arthropoda; Insecta; Hemiptera; Delphacidae. The record is from RefSeq and is a predicted model, not a curated record. The coding region runs from base 1 to 687 and encodes 228 amino acids.